AGCAAUUCGAUCGCUUGCCCGGUCACUCGACACAUAUGAUGAUUACACGGUGUCUGGCCCGACGGCCGGCUACUAUUCAGUCUGCUGUUGGGGCUUGGAGGAGAAUACCAUCACGGCUCUCCCGCAGCCUGUACACGGUCCCCACGCUCGACAAUCAUGCGGAGCUGGAGCAAAACGGUGUCAAGGGGUUGUUGUCUGCAAAAGCCUUUCAGAUUGCGUAUACCGACUACCAGAAGUACAUGGUUGACGAACUAAAUGUCUCGACUGCCCAAACACCCUACGAGGGCCAAGAAACAAAGUCACUGGUCAUAGACUUUGCCCGCGAUCCGACCAAGGCGUAUGCCUUCAACAUCGCCAGCAUGGCCUGGAACAACCACUUCUUCUUCCAUGGCCUCAACACAACCCCCAAUGUGGAGUCGAGACCUUCGACCAACCUCCAGAUGCAGAUCGACAAGGACUUCUCGUCGACCGACACAUUGCGCGAGACAUUCCUGGCGACAGCAGAGGUCAUGUUCGGCCCCGGCUUCGUCUGGCUCGUGCAAGUCAACGGCGAAUUUGGCAGCCUGCGCAUUCUGCCUACCUACCUCGCUGGAUCACCACUAUCGGGCGCCCACUACAGGCGGCAAUCGCACGACCUCAACACACACAACGCCGACUCGUACCAGGCUUUGAACAAGGUGGGCCAGUUUGGAGCGGCGUCGGGUCAGGACCAGAGGCCCAAGGCGCCAUUGGGUGGCGUGGAUGUAGUACCACUGAUGUGUGUAAAUACGUGGGAACACGUCUGGCUGCACGACUACGGCAUCCGUGGGAAGAGGGAGUACCUCGAAAAGUGGUGGAAUAAGAUCAACUGGAGCUUGGUGGAGCAGAACGCCACCAUAACAAGUCGGGGCUCGUAUUCUUUCCAAGCAUGAGCGACUGUACAUUACAUGUAGACAUAUGUGUACAAGAAACGUCGAAACGACACUUUGCAUG
Messenger RNA from Pyrenophora tritici-repentis Pt-1C-BFP, 972 nucleotides. Its product is annotated as mitochondrial 37S ribosomal protein mS42. Gene Ontology annotation, biological process: superoxide metabolic process. NCBI's taxonomy places the organism in Eukaryota, Fungi, Ascomycota, Dothideomycetes, Pleosporales, Pleosporaceae. Gene Ontology annotation, molecular function: superoxide dismutase activity; metal ion binding. The record is from RefSeq and is a predicted model, not a curated record.